AUGGCUGCUCUCUUUGGUCACGGAAAUCCACUGGCGACACAAGUUGGCCAUUUGAUAGAACAAGCUACAGAUGGCAGCCUGGCAACAGAGAACUGGGCUUUGUAUAUGGAAGUUUGUGAUGUGAUAAAUGAAACAGAUGAAGGUCCCAAGGAUGCUGUCCGUGCCUUCCGCAAGAAGAUUUCCCAAAAUGUUGGAAAGAAUUAUACCGCAGUCAUGUACUGCUUAACAUGCAUUGAGGCAUGUGUAAAGAACUGUGGCCGACGCUUUCAUGUGCAAGUGGCAAACAAAGACUUUCUUCAUGAUCUGAUCAAAAUUAUUGGCCCCAAGAACGACCCUCCACAGAUUGUCCAGGAGAAAGUGCUGAGUAUGAUUCAGACGUGGGCUGAUGCUUUUCGAGGGAACCCUGAACUUAAAGAAGUAGAGAAGGUUUACCUGGAGCUGAAGCAGAAAGGUAUUGAGUUUCCCAUGACGAAUCUGGACAAUCUAGCACCAAUUCACACACCAGCAAGGAGUGUUCCGGACAAAGAACAUUCAUCAGUUCAUGAUCGAGAUGGAAGCUUAAGAAAGAAUGCUCCAGAAAGAGAAGCAUUGCCUGGUUUUGAAAGAGGUGGAAGCAGUCGAGGGAAAAGGUAUGCAGAGCUCGUAAAUGAGUCAGAUGAUGAGCCUCCGCUACCACCUGGGGGCUACCCUGCUGCGGGACCGCCUCCUGUCAGAAGUGGCCCUGUUAGUGCUGGUGCUCUGACUACAGAUCAAGUGGCCAAGUUGAGGCGGGAGCUGGAGGUGGUGCAAGGCAACAUCCAUGUGAUGAGUGAUAUGCUGACCGAGCUGAGCCCUGCCACUGUUGAUCCCUCGGAUUUAGAACUGUUGCAGGAACUUAACAGAACAUGUCGGCAGAUGCAGUCUCGUAUUGUAGAACUCCUGAAUGAAAUUGCUGCAGAAGAGGUUACAAAUGAUUUACUUCGAGUCAACGAUGAUCUGAAUAAUGUGUUCCUGCGCUAUGAACGUUUUGAACGCUAUCGAACUGGCCAGGCAGGCCAAGUGAGAACACCAGUCCCUGAGGCCACACCAUUAGAUACUCUUCCGCCUUCUUAUGACCAGUUACCAGCCGCAGCAAAUCCAAAGGUUGGAAAUUUGAUAGACCUCAGUGAUGACCCAAUCCCCCCUGCUCAGAAUAUGACCACACAGAUGGCUGCAUUAUCACUAGGAAGAAACUCAACAGUGAACACGUCACCAACUCCACAGCAACCAGAAGGAUUUUCGGAUGACUUUGAUAUGUUUGCUCAGUCAAGGCAGUCCUUUGAUCAACACAGACAGGCUUUAGGUGGGAUCAAUUAUUCCUCGCAACAAAGUGAUACAUACGCUGGCGGUCUUGGCCAGGCCAUGAACCAGAAAACUAAUUUACAGGAAAAAGAGACAGACUAUGAUGAGAUGGAGCAGUGGCUAGCAACACAUGGAGAUGGGGAUGUGAAACCACAGGAACCUAUUACAAGUUCAGAGUUUGAUCGAUUCCUGUCAGAGAGGGCAACUGCUUCAGAGAGAUUGCCACCUGCCUCAGCACAGACUGGUCAUCAGCCGGCCAGGACCGCACGGACGCUACAGAAACAGGAUGAUGAUGAAAAUCCACUUUUUGCAUUGUGA
Molecule: messenger RNA, 1638 nt
Organism: Candidula unifasciata
Lineage: Eukaryota; Metazoa; Mollusca; Gastropoda; Stylommatophora; Geomitridae
Source: the annotation of a GenBank genome assembly